This is a messenger RNA of Hirundo rustica (Barn swallow), 1170 nucleotides long. RefSeq names its product deoxyguanosine kinase (gene DGUOK). Gene Ontology annotation, molecular function: deoxyguanosine kinase activity; ATP binding. Gene Ontology annotation, cellular component: mitochondrion; cytoplasm. The transcript has 7 exons. Lineage: Eukaryota; Metazoa; Chordata; Aves; Passeriformes; Hirundinidae. The record is from RefSeq and is a predicted model, not a curated record. Gene Ontology annotation, biological process: nucleobase-containing compound metabolic process. Bases 54 to 875 code for a protein of 273 amino acids.
CGAUGACGUCACGGGGCGGUGGCGCGCGCUGCUCAUUUCCAUGUCAUUAGCAUAUGACGCGCGAAGGCGGAAGCGGCAUGGGGCGGUGCGGGGCCGCCCUGCGCCUGGCCCUGGAGGGGAACAUCGCCGUGGGGAAAUCGACCUUCCUGAAGCUGCUGGGUGCCACCUUCCCGCGGUGGCACCUGGUGACCGAGCCCGUGGCACAGUGGCGCAAGGUGCCGGCCGCUGGCGCCGCCCAGGCGGCCGUGGGCUCUGCCAACCUGCUGCAGAUGAUGUACCAGGAGCCAGCCCGCUGGUCCUACACCUUCCAGACCUUCUCCUGCAUCAGCCGGCUGAAGGCGAUGCUGGAGCCACCGGACGAGGGGCCCCCCGAGACCCCCCACCCUGUGAGGGUCUUUGAGCGCUCUGUGUUCAGUGACAGGUACGUCUUUGCCAAGAACCUCUUUGAGGCCGGGCACCUGCAGCCCCUGGAAUGGGCCAUUUACCAGGACUGGCACGACUUCCUGCUGCGGCACCUGGGGCCCCGUGCCACCCUCCACGGCUUCCUCUACCUGCAGGCCACGCCCCAGACGUGCCUGGAGCGGCUGCGGCGAAGGGCGAGGAGCGAGGAGGGCGGGAUCCAGCUGGGGUACCUGCAGCAGCUCCACGCCCAGCACGAGCGCUGGCUGGUGGACAGGACCACGGAGAUCCACUUUGCGGAUGCGCGGAGCGCUCCCGUGCUGGUGCUGGACGUGGACAAGGACUUCGAGCACGACGUGGCCGUGCAGAGCGUCCUCAUGGCACAGGUGGAGGCCUUUGUGACAUCCCUGAGCGCCGACACUUCUCCGUCCCAUCCCGACCCCCUCGGAGCCGGGGAAGGGGCAGCGUCCACCUGAAGAUCCCGAGGACAAGGGACACGUCCUGGUGCCCAGCUGCGCCCUCAGCCCGUUUGUCCUGGGCCAGGGGUGGAGUUGGGGUGGAUCCUCAGAGGCGUGUAAGGAGUUUUGGGGGGCAGGAGGGGCUCCCCGUGCUCAGGGGACCAGGUCCUUGCUGUGGCCCCCUCCCCAUCUUUAGGGAUCCCCGGCUGGGGCCGCAGCCUGGGGUGGGUUUCAUGCACUGGCUGAAUUCCGAUGGAAAACCCCCUUGUUUUGUUUUUUUGUAUCUAUUUUUUUUCCCCCUUAAAUUAAUGAA